This is a messenger RNA of Colletotrichum graminicola M1.001, 3678 nucleotides long. RefSeq lists its product as uncharacterized. Bases 1 to 3678 code for a protein of 1225 amino acids. Lineage: Eukaryota; Fungi; Ascomycota; Sordariomycetes; Glomerellales; Glomerellaceae. The record is from RefSeq and is a predicted model, not a curated record. The transcript has a single exon.
AUGAACAGAUUUCGCACCAAGAAGAAGGUGAAGGAAGAGAGUGUCUUCGCACCGCGGGCUUCUCACGAGUCGGAUUCCCCUACUCCCUUUCGCUUGUUCGGUAAGGGGAAGAAAUCCCAAGAGGAGGAGCCGAAGCCAGAACUAGACCUUGAAAAUGCUUUGCCGCCGAGUGACGAUUUCCGGACGAGUUUGCUCAUGACCGGUCUGUCUGCGCGGUUUUCUAUGCUUAGAGAACAAGAUGACCCGCAUAGCAAGCUUGGGAAAGCGAGCGAUGACAGCGUACUAUUUCCAAGGAGGCAGUCGAGGAUGGACUUCGGCCUCGGCGCCAGCAGCACUGGACUGUCGGAUAUCGCCGAGGUCGCGUCCAUCAGGAAGGAGAUACCCUUCGCUCGGAUGGACUCGUACCACUCCGCCGACGGCAGCUCCAUAUCGGGAAGCGUCAUGGAUCGACCCAAGCCCGGCGAAGGCAAUAAUCUCUUCGGCGGUCGACAGAAGGUCUACAUGCUUGCCUCGGGGGCCUCGUCCUCGAAAACCCUCGGGGUUGGUGGCAUGAGUGGGCGUGUCCUCUACGACGACGAUGUGUCCCAGUCUGCUUUCCAAAAAUGGAGACAAGCCGAGAAGAACAAGUUGGCGUUUGAUGACGAUCAGGACCAGACGAGCAUCGAUCUCACUCGUUCCGACUCUCCCCCACCAGCUGGCUACAACAGCAAGCGGGAGACGAACUCGACGACAUCGUCCACGCCCUCGAUCGGCCGCAACUCCACUGCAGCUACGUCAAUCAUGUCCCAGCCCACAUCUUCGGCGAAGGACUGGCAAUCAACCACCACCAGGCCCAGCUCCGCUGCAGGCGCGUCACACCUCGAGAGGACGUCCACUCGCACGCGGCGUCUCUACGAGACCGGGCUGAACCAGGACCUCCAAGAACACCAAUCGUCGGCUUUGUCGCGCAUCGACACGCUGUCACGGCGGAACGUCGGCAGCAGGACCCCCGACAUGCAGAACGCGCCGUCCCCAACGAGCAGUCUCUUUAGUGAUCGGUUCAGUGAGCGGAGAAUUCUCGCCAAGGGCAGUGCGCCGAACCUGCGGUCCGCCAGCCCGCUAACGACCGGAAGCCCGACCCCCGCGACGGAUCUGGGCAUCACCAACCCGGAUCCCAAGCCCUCUUUCGGCGGAACCCCCCCGCUUAGCCCUCCGAUCAGUGAAGGCGAGGAGCACUCCAUCCUGCCCAACGACCGAGGCAAGGCCACCGCCAUGGGAUUGUUCCAAAAGCCUGCCCACGCGUAUGACGAGUCGAGGUAUGCUCAAAGACAGCUCCAACUCCAGCAAGGCCGCGAGACGCCGACCAACAGAUUCCGUGCCGAAUCCAAUGCCUCUCACACCACUGACCGGUCGCGCUCAUCUUCGGCCCAAAGACUCCCGAUCGAGAAGCCUGAGCCCGCCGUCCAGACUGAGCCGACCGUCAAGGAGGAGGAGGCUGGCGUAAGCUUCUACAAUGAGUCUGUCUCAUCUCCAGAUGAGAACACAAAACCGACUACGGCCGCCCAAGGUGCGUCAAGGCGACCGGCCGAUCGCGAUCAUCCCGCACUGAGGGAAUCCUCUGGGCCAACUCCAUCGACCCGGAUCUCCGUAGCCUCCGCUGAGCCUUCCCCCGUGUCUGACCGGCCCGUUGCCGCCGCCGCCGCCGCCGAAGCGUCAGCCCCCCCUCAAAUAGCGCCUAUGGACUCCCCAACCCUCCCUUCGUCAUCUGGCCUGAGCGGCAUGGUUCGCCAGCACCUUCGGACCGACAGCACGGCAUCCUCCAUCUAUGGUCCGGGACCGCAAAGCUCGCAAUUUGCUUCCCGGUUUCCACUAGACCCGUACGAUAACAAGUCUAUGGCGGACUUGAGCAUUAUGGCCAAUCCCUGGGAGGCUCAGUCGCCCGACUGGAGAAACUCGACCUUCAGCGGCACCGGCAACGGCCUGACGACCGCAGAGCAAAAGGAGCAGCCCGCUCCCCAACCCCGCCAGGGUCUGCCGUCGGACAACCAGAACGCGUCGCAAAAUGCAUCGGGGCGCAACGCAGUCUCGGGCAAUGGGAAGGAAAGGGAGCACGAUGAGUUCGCCAGCCAGCUUGCCGACGGCGCGCGUCGGGUCCGCGAGAGACUCACUUCAUACGUUGAGUCGGACCGCGACAGUCGAUCUCUAUCACCCAAGCCCGUGGAGCGUGUCAGAGAGCCGUCCCUGCCUCGCCCCAAUCCGUUGGGCAUCCUUAGACAGAAGACGAGCCGCGGUUCUUUGAUUGAUCGCAACCGGGAAAACCGUCAGGACAGCCAGCACUCCAAGGCCAUCAAGAUGCUUGGCCUUGCUUCGUCGACCAUCAGCAGCGCCCCCAGCCCGAACAAGUCCAGCUUCGAGGACAAGGAGCCCCCGUCCCCCGUCCACGACGAGCGUCACAAGCCCGGCUUCCCCAGGUCCGAAACGACUCCGGUACUCCCUUCGCAAGAGACGGGCAAGACCCAGGAAGACGAAUCCAUGCACGCUGGACUGAGGACAUUCAGACAGGCCAGGAUGCAGUUGUUGGAGGCCCAAAAGACCCCCUCGAAUGUCCCAACGGCCCCUGGCCAGAUGCUCGGCUCCAUGGCGGCCCCCAUAGUCGGCCCUCCAGCUUCGCGGACCACCCCCAUUCCUAGGCAACGGUCCGCCUCCCGUGAGCGACGACCGCCUCCCAUCACCUACCAGCAGCGGGCCCCGAGCGAGGAGCCCCAGCCCGGUGACGGCUCGGGACGCGCGGAGCGUAACCGCAGUGGUUCGGAAGCCGGCAACGGUGACAAACACCGUCCUGCGCGGCUCCGGACUGGCACGGGCACUUUUCCACAGGAGGACCGCGGAAUGGGCCUCAACCCCGGUAUCUCCCCUUCUGGUCGGUCACCGAUGUUGCAAUCCCCUGGCCUCCCCGGCACCAACAUCCGUCGGUCGCCCAUCAUGCCGCCUCAGCCGUACCCUAAGCCCCUUGACCGAUCUGCCUCGGGCAACCUGGCCAUCCAGUCCCGUCGUCGAGGGCCCGAAUCCGGACAGCCUUCUCCAAUCUCUCCCAUGGCGCCGAUACCUUCGCCCUCGAUCCCCGCAAGCCAAUCCACGCCAUCCUUGGUUCCCUCUCGGCGUCCUUCAGCACCCCCCAUGCCGUCGCCCAAUUCCGAAGCCCAUGGCAAUAACCGCCUCGACGAGACCAUGAAGAGGGUGGUCAGGAAGCAGGACAUAUCCGAGCCGACGUUUGUCUCGUCCACCUCACGGGUUCCUACCGUGUCUCUUCCCGAGACAUCGGACUCGCGGUCGAGAAGCGGCUCGCGUGCGCGGUCUGGCAGCAUUCUGGGUGCUGCUUCUUCGACACCCAACCUGCAUGCCACCAUGGUUGCUCACGCGAACGCGCCUCCUCUCCCUCCCAUCAACCCGAAGCGGCGCAACAUGAUGAGCCGCAGAGGAGAGGAUGGGGACGCUAGCUCUCCCCUUUCGCCGCCACCUGGGGCUUCUGGUGAAAACGGCGCCUUCUUUCUUGGCGACGAAGACGAAGGAUCCUCGCAACACCGCCUCCGGAAGGCAACAAGCGAGGCCAACGGCAUGAACAUGCGAGCCCGCCUUCCGCGUGUCAAUAGCCCUCCCAACAUGCCUUCGUCUGCGAGCAUGGCUGGCGGCAUGAUCUAA